Messenger RNA from Aspergillus alliaceus, 231 nucleotides. RefSeq lists its product as uncharacterized. The transcript has 4 exons. The record is from RefSeq and is a predicted model, not a curated record. The coding region runs from base 1 to 231 and encodes 76 amino acids. NCBI's taxonomy places the organism in Eukaryota, Fungi, Ascomycota, Eurotiomycetes, Eurotiales, Aspergillaceae.
AUGCAGCUCUCUGCGAUUCUGAUUGCACUCAUGGCUGGGGCCGCCAUGGCAGCCCCGGUUAGGGAAAACUCGCUCCAGGAGCGGGGAGCGGGCGCUGUUCUGGAUAAAGUGGAAGUUAUGGAACAGGGCCAUAUUGAGCUAAAUGAUAGAGUUGUAGAGCGGGGGGUUGCUGUUCUGCCCGAGGACAGAAUUGCAGCGCGAGUAGGGCUAUUCGAGACUGAUACACUGUGA